Messenger RNA from Cavia porcellus (domestic guinea pig), 3761 nucleotides. It is a transcript of the gene Slc39a3, whose product is annotated as solute carrier family 39 member 3. Bases 1 to 951 code for a protein of 316 amino acids. The transcript has 2 exons. Gene Ontology annotation, cellular component: plasma membrane. The record is from RefSeq and is a predicted model, not a curated record. Gene Ontology annotation, biological process: zinc ion transmembrane transport. NCBI's taxonomy places the organism in Eukaryota, Metazoa, Chordata, Mammalia, Rodentia, Caviidae. Gene Ontology annotation, molecular function: zinc ion transmembrane transporter activity.
AUGGUGAAGCUGUUGGUGGUUAAGAUCCUCUGCAUGGUGGGUGUGUUCUUCUUCAUGCUGCUGGGCUCCCUGCUGCCCGUGAAGGUCAUCGAGACGGACUUUGAGAAAGCUCAUCACUCCAAAAAGGUCCUUUCCCUCUGCAACACCUUUGGGGGCGGGGUCUUUCUGGCCACCUGCUUCAAUGCGCUGCUGCCCGCCGUGCGGGAGAAGCUGCAGCACGUCCUGAGCCUCGCGCACCUGAGCACUGACUACCCGCUGGCCGAGACCCUGCUGCUGCUGGGCUUCUUCGUGACCGUGUUCGUGGAGCAGCUGGUGCUCACGUUCCGCAAGGAGAAGCCGUCCUUCAUCGACCUGGAGACCUUCAACGCGGGCUCGGACGCGGGCAGCGACUCGGAGUACGAGAGCCCCUUUGCUGGGGGCGCGCACCGGCCAGCGCUCUACGCCGAGGGCCACGCGCACGCGCACGGCGCAGGCCUGAGCGCGCAGGAGCUGUCACGCUCGGGGCCCCUGCGCCUGCUCAGCCUGGUCUUCGCGCUGUCGGCGCACUCCAUCUUCGAGGGCCUGGCGCUCGGCCUGCAGGAGGAGGGCGAGAAGGUGGUCAGCCUCUUCGUGGGCGUGGCCAUCCACGAGACCUUGGUGGCCGUGGCCCUGGGCAUCAGCAUGGCCCGCAGCGCCAUUCCCCUGCGCGACGCGGCCAAGCUGGCGGUCACCGUGAGCGUCAUGAUCCCGCUAGGCAUCGGCAUGGGCCUGGGCAUCGAGAGCGCCCGCGGAGUGCCGAGCAGCGUGGCCUCCGUCGUGCUGCAGGGCCUGGCGGGGGGCACCUUCCUCUUCGUCACCUUCCUGGAGAUCCUGGCCAAGGAGCUGGAGGACAAGAAUGACCGGCUGCUCAAGGUCCUCUUCCUGGUGCUGGGCUAUGCCGUGCUGGCCGGCAUGGUCUUCCUCAAGUGGUGAGUCCUCCCCUCCCUCCUCCCCCUCCCCCUCCUCUUUCCCCUCCCCUCCCUCUUUCCCCUCCCCCCUCCUGCUCCCCUCCCCCUCCUGGCCCUCUGGUCCUGGCUGCUGUGAGCUCCAGCUGGGCACAGGCCACGGCCCAGGCUCCACCUCCCCAGAGCAGGAGCACAGGGGUGCAGCCUCCAUGACCAGGCCGCACCCCUGUCCUGCAAUCGAGCCUCCCUGCACUGAUGCGACUUUAAAAACACUCGAAAAAAAGAUCCGCUGGAGCUGUGUUGCCAGGACAGCCACAGGCGGGGUGGGGUGAGACCCAGACUUGCCCCCCAGCCCGCUGCACCCCAGCCUAGGACGGGAGCCGGGAGUCUGGCUGUGCCUAGGGUGUGAGCAGCACCAUCCUACAGCUGGCCUCCAGCCAGCGGUGCCCAGUGUCCAACCUCAACCUGCACAACUACCACAGGCCCCCAGGGCCAAAAAGCUCCUGGGGCAGACAGAAUGCCCUAGCAACUCCUCCCACCUGACCUGUUGCCCUGGCAACCCCUCCUGCCCUUGGGAACCAGAGUCCAGUGAGCUGCGGGGAGUUUGCCUGGUGGGAGGGACCCAGGUUCUGAGCCCAGGGCCCCUGCUCUGGGCCUGGCUCACACUGGAUGCCAGGGGCUCCCUGGUGCCCCCAGUCCUCAGCCCCAGGCCAUGCUGUCUGUCCCCCGCUUCUUCCUGUGCCUAACUCUCGGCCAGCGCCUCUGUGGGACAUUUGGGUCGCCCAUGGGGUCCCUGCCCCUCAUUCCCUCUGCCUGGGACCAGCAGGGAUGUCCUAGGGUGGGCGUCCCUGGGGGCACUGCUGUCCGCCCAGCUUCCAGGACUUGGGCAGGAGAAUGGACUUUCGGGGCACCUGCAGCCUGCAUGUCUCUGUGAGGACUCGGGAUUCAGCGCCUCGACCCCUGCAGAUGAGCCAGGGUUCGGGCCCCACAUCCUCGGGCGGGGCCCCCCUUGGAGCUGCAGAAGCCAGGCCCUUUUCUGCCAGCUCUCCGUGUCUGUGAGCCUGGGGUGGCCUGACCUUGUCCUGGGCCAGGAGCAGCCAUGUGGGUGUGAGACGUCCCUGCCAUGUCCCAGUCCAUGUCUCCCACGCCGUCGCCAGGUGCUCCCCCUACAGCCUUUGCCACUAGAAGGCAGUGUCAAGGAGAUGCAGAGCUGUGUGUCUGUGCACGGGUGUGGGAUAUGACCAGGAGAUGGGGCUGGGCCAGGAUAGGAAAGCUCAGGUUGCCCCCGUCACCACCAAAAACACAGGCUGUAGGGGCGCCCUCCACACGUCAGCUCCCUGAGGACGCCAGCAAGCCGGCCUGGCUGCCCCCAGCCUCUGGUCAUGCCGAUGCCUCAGCUGGAGCUCACCCCCAGGCCCUCCACCCAUCCACCGCCAGGCACGCCUCGUCCCAGGGCGCGCCGUUGCCGAAGUUCACCCAGGCCUCACCAAGUCUGUGUUCUGCUGUGGAAAGAGAGACCCUGCCAGCUCCGGGCCAGGACAGGUCCCGCCCAGCCCAAGGCUACACACACACACAUGCUGUCUCCUGGGCCCAGCUCUGUGGCUGCCCCCACUUUUAAAAAGGAAGUGAGGUGUGGCCACCAGUUACCCGGAGUAGGGCCUUUGCACGGCCCUUCAUGGAGGUCCUGGCCACAUGGGCAUCGGAGCUUCCUUCUGCCUGGGUGAGCGGGGAGUGGCCACCACCCCCAGGCCCUCCUGGGCUCCGCAGGGUUGGCCAGCAUCGGCUGCAUCUGGUGGCAGGCGGCACCCUCGGCCACUGUGACGCCCGGAGCUGUCUCCUUGCCACUGUGAAGGCUGGUGUGCCUUCUUGCGGUUCUCAGUUGAGACUCUAGCCCCGGGGACAUUGUGUGGGGUCUGGGGACACUGGCUGGAGGGCGGGGAUGCCACUCAGACCCUGCUAGCCCCCAGGAUUCUGCCGGCCCCAGUCUGUACCCCGGGGGGUCUGCCGCAGCAUCAUUCGUGAUGGGCACCACCAUAAUCCAGCGUGGCAGUGUGUGCUCUGCUGUGUUUGUGUUCCGGUCGCCCGGGUGGGUGGGAUGGGCAGAGCCAGAGUCCCUAGGCCCAGACAAGCCACCCUGUGACACAGCAGGCAGGCUGUCUCUAUGUCAGGACAUUAGAGAAAGCCAAGAGCCUGCCUCCUGUCCUCCGCUGCCGCCCACUCCACUCCCAGAACGCAUCCGGUGUCCCUGGGAGGCUGGCAGGACCCCCAGCACAGAACUCAGACCACUCACGUUGCCACGAGGAAGACCAAGAAUGACAACACACAGCACAUUGUCAGGUGGCAGCAGGUGCCAGGCAGGAAGAGGGCACUUGGCCCUGUCCCCAGGAAGUGACCCAGAGGAGACGGCACUUGAGAAGCACUGGAGGAAAAGCAUCUUCAGCUAUGGGAACUGGCUGUGCAAAGGCCCUGGGGCCUUUCUGCAGAUCUCAUCCUUUCCUGAUGACCAAAGCAGCCUGGGCUGUCUGUACAGAGACACAAGUGUCAGGGUUGGGAGUUUAUCCCCCAGCACCAAGGGCCUCAGGACCCCACUGCUCCGAGAUGGCACUGUAACAGCCUCCAAUCUGCUAGGAGAGCCCAGGUUGCCCCCAGGGGCCUGGCGCUGCUGUGAUGAUUUGACAAAUGCUCUCCUUGUCGUGAAACAUGGGUGCUGGGCUGGGGGCGGCCCUCCGUGGUGGGCACUCACCUAAGUGUGUGAUGGCCUGGGUUCAGGUCCAGCCUGGCAAAAAGAACAGAAAACUAACACUAAUGACAUAUUUUAUAAAUAAAGGGAAACACUGA